Molecule: messenger RNA, 2156 nt
Organism: Xylona heveae TC161
Lineage: Eukaryota; Fungi; Ascomycota; Xylonomycetes; Xylonales; Xylonaceae
Exons: 1
Coding region: 150-2156 (668 amino acids)
Source: RefSeq, a predicted model, not a curated record
ACCACGCUUCUAGUAUUUAUCAAGCUCACUGCGUACACGUACUAUUUCCAAACAAACCACAACAGAACAACCCAACUCAGCCCAACACCGAUUUUAUCGUAAUCCACAGACAAGUUCCGAUCCUCCAAUACACAAAAACCACAGAAAAAAUGUAUCCUUCUGCUCUGCACCCCACUGUCCCUGGUUACCAUGGUCCCGCUAACAGCACAGUUUCCAGCAUUUUGCCUCAACCCUGCAAUGGCCAAGCCAAUGAUGCUUCGAAGCUAAUCUCCCUUAUGCGCUCUAACACUAAUGAUAUUAUUGCCAUCAAGAAGAGCCUUGUUUGGGGCAGCCCGAUCUUGAGAUCUUGCGUGUUGGCUCCUUACCAACGCAGAUAUCCCACUUUUGAGAAGUUUCUUCGACAUGUGCAGCCUUUGAUCAACGCAAAUGAAGUAAAAGGUAAUCCGGCAAACGAAACAAAAGAAAUUGACCAGGACAAAGACAUGCAAGCCUUUGUUGACAAGCUUGUCAAUGACGAGUCCGACGACAACUUCUUUAUUCCCAGCAUUUCCCCAUGUUCCGCAGAUAUUGAAGCCUACAAGCCUAUCACAUGUUACAAUGAUUCUUUUGAUCUCACGGAAAGGUACGCCUGGGUGGACAAUCUGCUCGAGCAGCGAUCUAACAUGGAACAGUUCAAUUCCGCAAUCGAGGAUGACGGUAGUGACCUCGACUGUAUUCUUAACCCUUGUCUCAAUGGCCGGUUCGAGUUCCGUCCGCUUCCCAAGAGUCCAGUGCCUAAUAGACCAUCUUCUAAUGCAAUCCAGCAACUCGAAGAAUGGAUCGAGUUGGCGAAGUCACUUGCCAGACGAUUCGAUACUCCGAGCAUGCUUAGCAGUGCUACUGAGGAAAGCGAAAAUGAGUCUGAGGUUUCAAGACAUAAAUACCAGAUCAACAAUGAGAGUCCAGCCUCGCAACUGUCCUAUCUGCCUCACUUUCACUCGCCGCCGGCGUAUUCUACCGCAACCUCGACUCCCAUGCCAGUUCCCAGCGAUGCAGACUCAGACGAGAGGUACAAAUACAUCAGAGAACGAUUGGACCUUCAGACCGCGCGUAUCAGAGAGACUCGAAGAGAAAUAGAGGAUCUCAUGACAGACGCUGAUUGGGAAGCAAUGGCCAAACUUAGAUAUACGCCUGGUUACUUUGACCUAGAUGAGUAUGACGAAGAGGAAGAAGAAGGUUCGGAGACUCGAUCCAUCGAGUGUCUUCCCAGCUAUUCAUCUCUCCCACUUACCCAUCAUGCUAUUACACACCCUGCCGCCACCCGUCCCAGAGCAUAUGCCUUUUCCGUAUCUCCCACAUCAUUCCGCACGUCCUCAGUGCCCGUCACCGACUCUGAAGCAAGCUGGGGAAACCUUAACGCCGCUGAACUAAGCCUGUGGAAAUUUCGGCCCAAUGCUCCUCUCAUUCCGAAUGAUAAUCUCCAGGAGUGCACCUACUUCCACGAAGGAGUUCGCUAUGAUUCACCUUUUCCUGGAUACCGACCCGCGUCCCACGGCAACGCGUUGAGAAUCAGGUACGCUGCAUCUUCUGUGACUUCUGAAUAUGGAUCCGACGAUGAGAUUGACGUCGAUCAGCAAGUAGACGAUGAUCUUCCGAGCUUGGAAGAGACAGUCGCAAAGUACCUGCGAGGCCUAGAUGAUGAAGAAGCGGAGGACGAAAACCAAGUGAACGCCUCGGCUGACAACAAGAAUGAGCAAGAGCUUCAAGACGCACUCGCCGUCCUGACAGGUAUUGUAGACCGAACUACCGCUGCAGUCGCUGAACUUGAGCAAAUGCAAGCUACAGAUGACGCUGUACAUGGGCAUUCCCUUCAGAAACCCAAAGCGCAGUCCCGUGCAUCUUCCAAGAACCAUCGCCGUCAGCGUCAGCGUCGUCGGAAUCGUGCCCUUCGUGGUGAUCAUAACGAUCGUCCCCGACGCUCCAUGGCACGACCCGCUCCACAGGGACAACCUAGCUCAGGAAACCCAGGACGUUCCUCACCCGCGCCACUGUAUCUUGCUACCAACGACCUCGCGCCGGCGAAGCUCAAGCAUCCUCGCCCGCAGCGAAGUACAGCUCAGCCUGUGGCGGAUAUGGAGAAGAUUAGUAGAGACCUGGAGCUCAAGGGUGAUCGUUAG